GUACCUCAGCACAUUUUGGAGCAGUGGAUGGAGAAUCCCGAUGUGGACGAGUGGUGUAUAGGCACGCGGCGAGUCUCUGGGCCACUUUUUGCUUGUACAGAGGCGUGCGACACAGCAACUUUCAGAGACUCGGCUCUUCGAUAUUUACGGGAGAAGGGCGAGAGCCUUCACUGCUGGACAAUCUCUGCAAGGCAACAUGCUACCGGCAGGGCCAGGGCGACUCAGCCCAGAGCAGUCCAUUGCAGUUCAUUUGUCCAGAGACUCCGUCAGGCUUUGUGCAUCAUUGGUACGUCAAGCGCGACUUCGCCGUGCCCGGAGCAGCCCAGCACCUGCUCGUGCACCAGCAGACGAAGAAUAUGGGCAACUUCGACUCCCUAGCCUGCGCGCGAUUCCUGCGCCAUGCCUUCUUUGGCACGCCGUGCGAGGCACUCUCCCGCGAGGUAGUCCAGCACUGGCUUCAAAGUCACCUUGGAGAGACUGAUGGUGCAAUCUCUUCGCUGGAAAGAGCGCUGGGCCCCUUCGCUCCAAGCCUGCGAGGUGUUGCGGCACCUGCGUCUUUUGUUUUUGGCGAGGGAUGGGUUGAAGCCUGGUACAAGCCGCUUCUUCUUCGCUGGUUCCUUGAGGGUCAGCGCUAUGUGGCCCGACGGCGGUUACUGCGUCAAGGCUUUGUCGAGACACGCGCCGAGGCGCUUCCCCAACUUAGUUUCUGGGAGCGUAAAGAUGCUCCCAGCGAGGCCAGCGAGGCGGGCGAGGCGCCUGAGCCGGCUUUGCUGGUGCUCCACGGCUACGGCCGAGGUCUGGCAUCGCCACUCUUCGAGUGGAUGAUCCCGAACCUGAACAGGAGGCAUGUCAUCAUUGUCGACUGUCAGUGGCUGAUGGUGACUAGGGUUCCGGUGCGAGAUCUAUCGAAAACGCCAACUGUCCGAGAGAUCGCUGCUGCUGUGGCAGCCUACCUCGCCAAGAGGCCGGGCGAGGUCGAUAUCCUCGGGCACAGCUUUGGGACUGCUGUAGCAUCUGCGCUCGUGCGGGAUUUGGAGGCGCGGAAGCAUGGCGGCGCAGUCCACGGAAGGCCGGUGCAGUGCUCUGGCGAGAGCCAAUGUCAGCCAGCCGUGACUGUGCGGCGGACGGUGCUGAUGGACCCAAUGUGCUUCAUCCCAGGCAUCUCCAAGCAAGCACAGCUCCUUCGUCGCACUCCCCGUGAUGUGGCAACGGAACUUUUGACGGAGUCGACGGACGGCGCAGCUCCCACGACGUGGGAAAUUCUGCGGAAUGUGGUGAACAAGCCCGAGCCGUGCAUCGACGAACUUGACGAGGCAGCUGCUGCCGCGGAGCGGAGGAAGUGGAUUAUUUUCCAGACCUACUUUUUCAACUAUUUCAUUUUUCGCGACUUGGUCUACUGCUGGGUGAACAGCCGCGCCUUGCACGGCCCCGAGUAUCUGGAUCGUGGGCUGCUCCGGGAGAUGAACAGCCAGGGCAGGCUCCUGACUAUCUUGGCUGAGACGGAUACUAUGAUCCCAGCUGCGCAGCUCUACAAGGAAUUGUCCGUCGAGUCUGGCAAGUCAGCAGGUGUAAUGUGGCUGCCCACGGUUGGACAUGGUGCAUGUCAGCAUCGACAAGACGUGGUACACCGCAUUUGCUCGUUCCUGAGAGCCUGA
Messenger RNA from Symbiodinium pilosum, 1655 nucleotides. The record is from the annotation of a GenBank genome assembly. NCBI's taxonomy places the organism in Eukaryota, Dinophyceae, Suessiales, Symbiodiniaceae.